Messenger RNA from Callorhinchus milii (elephant shark), 1656 nucleotides. RefSeq names its product tubulin alpha chain. NCBI's taxonomy places the organism in Eukaryota, Metazoa, Chordata, Chondrichthyes, Chimaeriformes, Callorhinchidae. Gene Ontology annotation, molecular function: GTP binding; structural constituent of cytoskeleton. The transcript has 4 exons. Gene Ontology annotation, cellular component: cytoplasm; microtubule. The coding region runs from base 21 to 1376 and encodes 451 amino acids. The record is from RefSeq and is a predicted model, not a curated record. Gene Ontology annotation, biological process: microtubule cytoskeleton organization; mitotic cell cycle.
CCAGGGUUCGAGCAGACACGAUGCGAGAGUGUAUCAGUAUCCACGUGGGUCAGGCUGGUGUGCAGAUUGGCAAUGCCUGUUGGGAGCUGUACUGUCUCGAACAUGGAAUCCAGCCUAAUGGACAGAUGCCCAGUGAAAAGACCAUCGGAGGAGGAGAUGACUCCUUCAACACCUUCUUCAGCGAGACAGGAGCCGGCAAACAUGUCCCCAGGGCUGUGUUUGUGGACUUGGAGCCAACUGUCAUAGAUGAGGUUCGUAAUGGCACCUACCGUCAACUGUUCCACCCUGAACAGCUCAUCACUGGGAAGGAAGAUGCUGCCAACAAUUAUGCCCGUGGCCACUACACAAUUGGCAAAGAGAUCAUUGAUCUGGUCCUGGACAGAGUCCGUAAACUGGCUGACCAGUGCACAGGUCUCCAGGGAUUCCUGGUUUUCCACAGCUUUGGUGGUGGCACUGGCUCAGGGUUCACCUCACUGCUGAUGGAGCGUCUCUCAGUUGACUAUGGCAAGAAAUCUAAGCUGGAGUUCUCCAUCUACCCAGCCCCACAGGUGUCUACUGCAGUGGUCGAGCCCUACAACUCCAUCCUAACCACCCACACUACCCUAGAGCACUCUGACUGUGCCUUCAUGGUAGACAAUGAAGCCAUUUAUGAUAUCUGCCGAAGAAACCUGGACAUUGACAGACCAACUUACACCAACCUGAACAGAUUAAUUGGUCAGAUUGUAUCCUCUAUCACAGCCUCCCUCCGUUUUGAUGGUGCCCUGAAUGUUGAUCUGACUGAAUUCCAGACCAAUUUGGUGCCAUACCCCCGUAUCCACUUCCCACUGGCCACCUAUGCACCUGUUAUCUCAGCUGAGAAAGCCUAUCAUGAGCAGCUUUCUGUGUCUGAAAUAACCAAUGCCUGCUUUGAGCCAGCCAACCAGAUGGUCAAAUGUGACCCACGGCACGGCAAGUACAUGGCCUGCUGUCUCCUUUACCGCGGUGAUGUGGUGCCAAAAGAUGUUAAUGCAGCCAUUGCCACCAUCAAGACCAAACGGAGCAUCCAGUUUGUGGACUGGUGCCCGACUGGCUUCAAGGUUGGCAUCAACUACCAACCUCCCACUGUGGUUCCUGGAGGUGACUUAGCCAAGGUGCAGCGGGCUGUGUGUAUGCUGAGCAACACCACAGCUAUUGCUGAGGCCUGGGCUCGCCUGGACCACAAGUUUGAUCUGAUGUACGCCAAGCGUGCGUUCGUUCACUGGUACGUGGGUGAGGGUAUGGAGGAAGGCGAGUUCUCCGAGGCUCGGGAGGAUAUGGCUGCUCUGGAGAAAGAUUAUGAAGAAGUUGGUGUUGACUCCGUUGAAGGAGAAGGUGAAGAGGAAGGGGAAGAGUAUUAAAUGUUUUGCUAAAGUCAAAAAUAGGGUAUUGCUGGAACAGGGAAGCGAAAUAUGGAACAAAGUGCAAACCUUACAAGUUCUGCAUUAACGGGCAGCAAGAGGAUAACAGAGGGUGAGCAGGUUAAAAUUGUCUUUCAACCUGUUAAUUCUCAAGCAACUCACGUGCUAUGUGAUUCACACCCUCUUUUUCCAAUUACACCUAAAAGAUCAUACUUUUAAGAUUCCAUUGAGUUGCAAUUCCUCACAAUUCGAGUGUAGAUUUUCUUUUUAAAAAAAAGCU